Parathielavia appendiculata is the source of this 575-nucleotide messenger RNA. RefSeq lists its product as uncharacterized. The record is from RefSeq and is a predicted model, not a curated record. The coding region runs from base 153 to 455 and encodes 100 amino acids. The transcript has a single exon. Lineage: Eukaryota; Fungi; Ascomycota; Sordariomycetes; Sordariales; Chaetomiaceae.
CACAGCCGGCAUGGCCUGCCCUGACCGAGUGGACCUGUCAAGCUGACCUUCCCCACUGGGCACCGUUGGAUUUUGGCGUCGGCAGCACUGCGGGACAAUCGAAGGUCGCGAGAAUUCUUGCCGAAGCAUUUAGCCGCCUGACGGAAACCCCGAUGUCGAGACAAUUGACAACGUGUGCGGUGGCGAAGAGUCUUCUGUUUAUUGUCUUGAUUGAUGAUUCUAGAAGUCAUCGGCAGGAGAGAUUCGUAGCGGUGACGGAGAAACCGGGUAAUGCUCGAAAUCAGCCCAUGCCUCGAUCCGUCGGCCGAGUCUCACAUGUUGUAAGGGCUCGGUUGUUACGAUUGUUGUUAAUCGCGAGUGUUGUGAAGAGCAGGGCUGUGCGGAUAAUGAAUGUAUUGGGUUGUCAUUCACUUUUAAACAACUGGGCUGAGACGAUGACCACAUUUGACGAGUAAAACUCCCAUCCUCGGUUGGCCACUCAAGAACUUUUUUAGGCUGUAAUUCCGCAUCAUUCACAGGGCAAGCAAAGUAUUAGAAAGUCGAGUUGAAAGUGCAAACUGUUUGCGUCACGGCUG